GUUCCAGGGGGCUUGGAAUUCCUGGCCGUCUGUGGGCAGCUCAAGGACUCGGAGGGCCUCUCGGUGCACAAUUUGGACAUUCUGUCCUUCAUAGGCGCUCUACGUUCGUCUUACCAGGGUUUGUACGUUCUCAGCGCUGAUUUCCAGAUGGAGCCCGAAGAGCUGGCGUCGUCGGAGCUUGUCAGUACCCUGCCUGCUAACAUAGUCUACCCAAAUGCGGCUGGCACGUGCACGGGCACUUGUGCACAGGGAGUUCGCAAGCUGGACUAUUUCCUGGUGUCUAUUGGCCUGCCCAAG
Messenger RNA from Prorocentrum cordatum, 297 nucleotides. Lineage: Eukaryota; Dinophyceae; Prorocentrales; Prorocentraceae. The record is from the annotation of a GenBank genome assembly.